AUGGCGUACUCAAAUAUAAGUUCACAUCCACGAACAACAUAUUCAGGUGUUUCUCAAGAUAGUAUUCCAUAUAAAAAGCCAACAUAUUCAUUACAACAACCAACAUAUUCACAUGCCGAAGAACGCCAUAUUUAUGAAGAACAACCACACUAUUCCAACGAACAAAGUAUCGCUAUAAAUAAUCGACCAGGUGGACAGGUUCAAUACCACGUCAAAGUGAACGUAACAUAUAAUAAUGGUGAUGGUGACUUUAAUCGAUCAAUGCAUACAAAUACAAAAAUUAGUAAUGGUAAUUCACCAUAUCAAUUUGAUUCACUUGCUGGGGAUCGAGAACAAUUUUCAUGUAGCAAUUGUAAUCGAAGUUUAUCUGGUUCACGAUACAUACUCAAAGAUGAGCAUCCAUAUUGUAUUAAAUGCUAUGAAGAUCGUUUUGCUAAUGCAUGUGAAGAAUGCCGAAGAAAAAUUGGAACCGAUUCAAAAGAUCUUUCCUAUAAAGAUCGUCAUUGGCACGAAAAAUGUUUUUUUUGUUCAAUGUGUAAAACACCACUUGUUGAUAAACCAUUUGCUUCUACAAAUGAAAAACUUUAUUGUGGAGAAUGUUAUAAUCAACAAUUUGCUUCACGUUGUGAUAAAUGUCAUCAAAUCUUUAAACCAGGAUCUAAAAAACUUGAAUAUCAUGGGCAACAAUUUCAUGAACAUUGUUUUACUUGCUAUUCAUGUUCACAACCGAUUGGUACAAAAAGUUUUAUUCCAAAAGACCAAAAAAGUUAUUGUGUUCCAUGUUAUGAGCAACAUUUCGCGACAAAAUGUGUUCGCUGUCUAAAGGUGAUAAACCAAGGUGGUGUCACAUAUAAAAAUCAACCAUGGCAUCGUGAAUGUUUUACAUGCACAAAUUGUAAAAAUUCUUUAGCUUCUCAACGUUUUACAUCACGUAAUGAUCAACCUUAUUGUGUUGAUUGUUUUGCUCGAUUGUUUGCUAAAAAAUGUUUUGCAUGUAGUAAACCAAUAACUGGCGUUGGUGGUACACGUUAUAUAUCAUUUGAAGACCGUCAUUGGCAUAAUGAUUGUUUUGUUUGUCAACGUUGUCGAACGUCACUUGUUGGCCGAGGUUUUCUUACUGAAGGACCUGAUAUUCUUUGUCCUGAUUGUGGUAAACGUGAACACUAUCAUGAGAGAGAAAAUAAUGAUUAUACUACUGACCAUCGUACUGUUAUCAGUUAUCAUCAUAGAACAAAUUGA
Molecule: messenger RNA, 1239 nt
Organism: Rotaria socialis
Lineage: Eukaryota; Metazoa; Rotifera; Eurotatoria; Philodinida; Philodinidae
Source: the annotation of a GenBank genome assembly